Molecule: messenger RNA, 507 nt
Organism: Pneumocystis carinii B80
Lineage: Eukaryota; Fungi; Ascomycota; Pneumocystomycetes; Pneumocystales; Pneumocystaceae
Exons: 4
Coding region: 51-461 (136 amino acids)
Biological process (GO): mitochondrial electron transport, cytochrome c to oxygen
Cellular component (GO): mitochondrial inner membrane
Source: RefSeq, a predicted model, not a curated record
UAAAGAGAAUUAUUAGAUUUAUAAAUAGAGUAAUUAAAAAGAAAAUAAAGAUGAAUAUUAUUUCAAAAAGAAGCGUUUUAAAUGGUGUUAAAAUGAGUAUUUUUGAGAUAAAAAGAAAACAGAGAGUUAUGAAGCAAAUACGCAUGAUACAUUCACAAGAAGGCGAUAAUUUUGAGUCGUUUAAUGAGAAAUAUGAAAAGUUCUUUCGAAAUGUUGAAGAUCUUUUUGAGUUACAACGUGGACUUAAUAAUGCGUUUGCAUAUGAUUUUGUUCCUAUGCCAUCGGUUAUCGAAGAAGCCUUACGAGCAGCAAGACGUGUCAAUGAUUUUCCUACAGCAGUUAGAAUAUUUGAAGGAAUUAAACAUAAAGUGAAUAACAAAAAAGAGUAUCAACAGUAUCUAGAUGAGCUUAAAUCAGUUCGUGAAGAACUUGGAAUUCCGUUGAAAGAAGAACUGGUAUAGAUUUGUAAUAAAUAUAUAAGAUAAAUAUGAGAAGAAGAGCCAUAAU